UUCAUUAGAACUCCGACAAUAAUGACGUUAAAAAAAAUUACCGUCAAAGAAAUAUAAGGUUCCGGAUGUUUAAAAACCGUUUGCCUAAUACAUAAAAUUAAGAAAAAAACUUACUUUAAAAAAUGACAAAUAAAACUUAAAAAUAUAAUCGAUUAAUUUAAAAUUUCUUCGUCACUAAAUUUAUUUUGGUUGUAAAAAAAAAAAAAACAAAUGCGCUAGGGAAAUGUGAACACCGUGGAACCCAAGCGAAAAGUGAAAAGGUACGCAGCACGUUUUGCGGCGGCCAUUUACUUCCGAUUUCCAUGUUCCCGCGAUCACACGUCUCGGGCGUCGAGAACGAAACGCAAAAAAAAACAACAAAAAAAAAUGUACCAGUGACAGUGCGCUAAAGAACAGACCGGAUGGCGGGAAAGAAUUUCAAAAUUCGAAGAAGACGCGCCAAUAUGGCUUCCUAUGUUUUGAGUUUUGUUUUUUUCGUGUGCUUCUAUAACGUGUCCGCUGAUGAUAAUGACGUUUUGACUCUAAACGACUUCGAUAGUGAUGUGGUCGAGGACAGAAGGCGACCGGUUAACGAACAGGAAAAGGAUAUUUUGUUGUUAGACGCUUUGGCGAGAAGGAAGGGCAGCUAUCACGGUCAUUACGGGAACUCUCAGGAGGACGAUUCCAUUAUGGAUCUCUUAGGAAAGAUGAUCCCGCAAACCUGCAAGCAUCGCGGCGCGAGAUACCCGUGCGGGCUGAGCAUAUCCUGCGUGCUCGGAGGCGGGAAGCCGCUGGACCUGUGCUCCGGCGGGAUGAUCUGGGCGUGCUGCGUCGAUCGAGACACAACCGAACGACCCACGGAAACAGCACCGGUCGUGCACAACGCCAGUGACCUCAUAGAACUAAUCGGUUCAUUCCCACACGAGAACUACGAUUACCACACAAACACGAACCAAUUCGACGAACCGGUUGUAGUUUAUCCGGAGCAAGAUCGCCCGAAGCCGACGAGGCCGAAACCGGUCACGAAACCGGACUGGCACACACACUAUUUUCACGUUAAGCCUACUUACAACGAGGUCACCACUUCGAAGCCCUUCUACACACCAACACACAACGGUGAUGAUGAUUAUGUGCAAGUUUACACGAACGGCAACCAGCCGGGUUCGAGUCAGCCGGGUUGCGGAGAGCAUUUCACCCGUUCGAACCGUAUCGUUGGGGGUCAUUCCACCGGCUUCGGCUCCCAUCCGUGGCAGGCUGCCCUGAUCAAGUCAGGUUUUCUGAGCAAGAAGCUGGCCUGCGGUGGAGCCUUGAUAUCUGAUCGAUGGGUGGUGACGGCCGCCCACUGCGUUGCUACAACUCCAAACUCUCAACUAAGAGUUCGUCUCGGCGAAUGGGACGUGCGUGAUGCGGGCGAGAGGUACUCCCACGAGGAGUUCUCGGUGCAGAGGAAGGAGGUGCACCCGUCUUACGAGCCAGCAGACUUCAGGAACGACGUGGCACUAGUACAGCUGGACCGAGGAGUUGUAUUCAAACAGCAUAUUCUGCCGGUGUGCCUGCCACAAAAGCAGAUGAAGCUCGCUGGUAAGAUGGCGACAGUGGCGGGCUGGGGCCGGACCAGACACGGUCAGAGCACCGUGCCUUCCAUUCUACAGGAGGUGGAUGUGGAGGUGAUCCCCAACGAGCGUUGCCAGCGCUGGUUCCGCGCGGCCGGCCGCCGGGAGACCAUCCACGACGUGUUCCUGUGCGCCGGCUACAAGGAGGGAGGCCGAGACUCCUGUCAGGGCGACAGCGGGGGGCCACUGACUAUGAAGUACGAGGGGCGAAGCACCCUCAUCGGCCUCGUGUCCUGGGGCAUCGGCUGCGGCCGGGAGCACCUGCCCGGAGUCUACACUAACAUACAGAAAUUCGUUCCCUGGAUCGAUAAACUCAUCAAUACGUAGCUCGAUCUAACGUUAACUGGUUAGAGGGGCCCAUGGACAUCAUUACAUAAAGGCCGUCAGCAGCUGUCCUACCCUUCGACCGAGGUUCAUCACAUCAGAUAGUGAGACGUGUAGGCCCCCAUAGGGUCCACUGACAGCUCCUUAUUUGAUCUCAAGAUUCAAAUCAGCCACUAACUACAACUUAUACAGACUGUAGUGAAGAAAACCAUUUAAUUUUUCUUAAUGAAAUAGUUAAUUUUGAUAUUUGAGCAUAUUGAGCAUUCUAGUGAUGCUUUUUGAAAAGUCGGUUUAGAGCAAGCAGCAAGUAGCAUGGAGUAGGGGAAUCUCCCAGUUUAAUUAUACUGUGACAAAAAUUAUGAAAAAAAUAAUAAAACAAAGGUAAUCAUAUCCCGAGGAUAUUUAGGAAAAUUCGCUCCAUAAUCUGGUAACAUUAAAAAUUGCAGUUUAUUAAAAUUAAUAGAAGUGGCAAAUUUAAUAAACACAAAGUGCUCGCCUAAAACAAAAACAAAAAAAAAUAAUCUACCGAUUUUUAUUUAUUCACAGUUAAUGAAAUUAUGAAUGAAUGUCUUAAAUGAGAAUCUUUGUUGUUUAUGUUAAAGGACCAUACCUUUUAAAAGUCCUGAAUGAAUAUAGUGGGAUCAGGUUGGCCCAGCAGUGGGGCGCUAACAGUUUGUUAAAAAAUACAGGGUACAUACAAAAUAUGUAUAUUGUCAAUGUACAUAAGUUAUUUAAUUUUAAUAAAUCAUUUUUACAGCUACAAACGUAAAAAUGAUGUUGGGUUUUUUAUUUUAUUAAAUUCAUAAAGUCAAAUUGAAAAUUAGUGAAAGGAUUACAUUAUUUUGAUGUGCACAAAGCAAAGGAUCAAGUUAGGUAUACUAUAGCAAAAACGAUAUAGAACAAACAAGAAAUUUAGAUAAAGCAAGCAAUUAAUUUAAAUCAAGCAAGCAAUUUUGAUCAAGCAAGCAAUUUAAAUAAGCAAGCAAUUUAAAUCAAACAAGCUAUUUAAAUUAAGCAAGCUAUUUAAAUAAGCAAACAACUUAAAUAAGCAAGCAAUUUAUAUCAAGCAAGCUCUUUAAAUCCAACAAGCUAUUUAAAUAAGCAAACAAUUUAAAUAAGCAAGCAAUUUAAAUCAAGCAAGCUCUUUAAAUCCAACAAGCUAUUUAAAUAGGCAAACAACUUAAAUAAGCAAGCAAUUUAAAUCAAGCAAGCUCUUUAAAUCCAACAAGCUAUUUAAAUAGGCAAACAACUUAAAUAAGCAAGCAAUUUAAAUCAAGCAAGCUCUUUAAAUCCAACAAGCUAUUUAAAUAGGCAAACAACUUAAAUAAGCAAGCAAUUUAAAUCAAGCAAGCUCUUUAAAUCCAACAAGCUAUUUAAAUAAGCAAGCAGUUUAGAGCAAGCAAGUUACUUAGAGCAAGCAAACGAAAUUGUUCUAUAUAGAUUAAAUAAAUAAUUACGACCAAGUAAUUUUGACGAAGUAAAUAAAAUUUAAUUCAAACAAAAAUAAGUCUAAACCCCAGCUCGAAUGGGUCGUUACAUCGGGCUUGUCUAUUUCUAACAAAGCAUGACGUGAUAGUUAUCUCUUCUUGAAUUUUUUAAAGUGUAAAUAAAAGCAAGCAAAACUUGUGGUAUUGUGUAAAUAGUUAAAUUAAUUAAUAUAUUAUUCCAGUUUAAGUGACCCAGAAAACGCGGUCAGUUAAAAUUUCAUUUAUUUUAUCAUAAAAUCUGCCCUGGUUUUUAAAUUACCCAUGUUUUGGAUGUGGUGUCUGUCAGUCAUCAGAUAAUGAAGUAGGAUCACUUACUGCUCGAACGUUUGUCUGUUUGUCUAUGGAAAAAACCAAUUCAUUCCCAAUCCAAUAUACUCUAUUUCACAUUUAUGAAAUUUCGACCUCAGAAUUAGAAAGCCUUAGAAUUGUCAUUUUGAUUUUUAGUGCUAAUAUCAUAAUGAAAGCUCUAUGAGUUUUAAAUAGUAAUUGGAUCUCACAGAUUUACAGUUCUAGGAGAAAAAUAAAUUAAUGAAGUUAAGAUAUACAAAUACAUUUAAUACAUUUUGGUCUGUACGUUUGUAGAGCUAUUUAUUUUUAGAUGUAACUUUUAUACAAAUGUUUUUUUUUUGAUAAUAAAUUAUUUUUAUAAA
Messenger RNA from Bombyx mori (domestic silkworm), 4053 nucleotides. RefSeq names its product serine proteinase stubble. The coding region runs from base 402 to 1919 and encodes 505 amino acids. The record is from RefSeq and is a predicted model, not a curated record. Gene Ontology annotation, biological process: proteolysis. Gene Ontology annotation, molecular function: serine-type endopeptidase activity. The transcript is spliced from 8 exons. NCBI's taxonomy places the organism in Eukaryota, Metazoa, Arthropoda, Insecta, Lepidoptera, Bombycidae.